This is a messenger RNA of Betta splendens (Siamese fighting fish), 2219 nucleotides long. RefSeq names its product calcium binding and coiled-coil domain 2 (gene calcoco2). The coding region runs from base 32 to 1828 and encodes 598 amino acids. The record is from RefSeq and is a predicted model, not a curated record. The transcript has 14 exons. NCBI's taxonomy places the organism in Eukaryota, Metazoa, Chordata, Actinopteri, Anabantiformes, Osphronemidae.
CUCUGUGUUGGCUGGCAGACGGAGGCGCAGCAUGGAGAGCCCCUCAGAGACGCCUCAAGCCGAGGCCUCGGCGCGCACCUUCUCCCAGGUGGUGUUCACCAACAUCCCGCACUCCUACUCGCCGUCCGUCGCAGCUACCUGCCACUACACCCUCACUGCAGGCUACCAGCCCCACCCGAGGGACUGGGUGGGCAUAUUUAAGGUGGGGUGGAGCACAACAAAAGAAUAUCAUACCUUUGUGUGGGCGGAGCACAGUCAGGACGGACAGGAGCCCAUGACGAACAUAGCUGUUUUUAAAGAUUACUACUUGCCAAAGGAUGAGACCGAGUUCUACCAGUUCUGUUACAUUGACAACAGUGGCCAAGUGCGAGGAGCCAGUACUCCCUUCUCCUUCAAAGGAGCGGCAGAGACAAACAUGGAGAGCAUCCCAGAUGACGACAUCCUGUUCAUCACCACACAGGAACAAGUGGAACAAAGUCUACAUGAGAAAACUGAACUGCAGAAAGAGCUGGACCGAAUAAAGGAGGAAUUUAAAACCUUAAAGCUAGCACUACAGAAGGAACAGCGGGACCUUGCCUGCUUGAAGGGGCAGAACGAGCAGAAGGAGAAGGACAAUGUCCUGCUGGUAAGAGAACUGGAUCAGAUCAAAGAACAAAAUGGAAUCUUAGUAAGCACUCUGCAGCUGAAACAGCAAGAAGUAGAGAACCUGAAGGUGGAGCUUUCAGUCCAAAAGAUAGCGCAGAUGGAUGCACAGCAACAGAGUAAAGCUGAGCUGAACAAACCAAACAGAAGCUCGAGCUUUGAUGAACCAACAAGUCCAAAUGAGACACACACCCAGGAAAAAUAUGAUCGAGCUGUGCUAAAGAUCAAACAGUUGAAACAGGAGCGUGAGGAGCUGAAGAGGAAGCUGGACGCACAAACCGACGAGAUUUUAUCGUUAGGGUCUAAGCUCAGAGAAGGAGAACGGGACCUGCUGAAAGCAAGAGACAGCGUCCAUCUGAUACAGGUUGACCUCCAGAGCAGUGAGAAAGAGAAGGAGAGGCUCUCUGCAGAACUGCAAAGGCUGCAGGAACUCUUACAAAAUGUGAAUGAAGUGAAGAGAGAGAACCAGGAGUUACACCAGAGGCUGUCGCAGCAGGAGGUGGUGCAGAACAGUCCAGACGGUGAACUAAAGGACUUGUAUGAGACUGUGGCCAGACAGCUGCAGGACACCCAGGGGAAGUUAGCGCAUGAAAAAGAGGAGUCUGUAAACUACAAGACACGAGCAGCGCUUCUUGACAAGGAGCUGCAGGGGGUCAAAAAGCAGCUGGACAGGGUCGCUGCUUCGCUGGAUCAGGAAAAACAGAAAAGCAGCAAAGUUGAGCUACAAUUCACGGAGGCUCGUGAAGCACUUGAUGAGCAAGACAACAAGAUACACGAGAAGGAGCACAUGAUCAGGCUUGUGUGUCGUGAGAAGGAAGAUCUCACCCGAGAAAACGAGAACUUGAAAAACGAUAUCGAGGGUCUGCGCAAAGUUUACGCCGACCUGCAGGAAGCGUCGCAGUACAUGCAGCCUGACACCACAUCAGCAGAUCGCAACAGCUCGACAAGUCAGCAGGACACACCUGAACAGGUGCAGCACGUGUAUGAGACGAUAGAUGACAAUCCAGUGACAGAGGAAGAGCCUAUCUUGGUGUGUCGUCACUGCCAGGAGAGCUUCCCCGGCAUCACCCACAUCGAGCUGGAGCAGCACGAGGGCAGUCACAGAGUGUGCCCCUUCUGCACCUUGAUGUGCGACAGCAUGGAGCAGUCGGUGUUUGAAGAUCACGUCUACAGCCAUGAGCUGUGAGAGUCCAGCUGUCUUAUUACAAUAUACAUGACAAGAGAUAAAGUCUUAUAAGUAAAUGUUCAUUAUGUGGAGGACUGAGGUGUUUUUGCUUGUUUAUGCUCAUUUACUGCAAAUAUAUUUUCCAAAUAAACAGUUGCUCGACCAGCUUUGCACAUCAGUAAACUCCCUGGGAAAACCCAGUUAAAGUAAAAAUAAAGUUAUAUUAAAUGUAUAUUUACCACAUUUAUUCAUAAACAGUAUAGUUUUGAGCUUCUCGAGUGUAACCAAGUUUUGCUGAUUUUAACAAGAAAGGUUAAGUGGACGAUAUGAGAUAGAGAAGUGUAAAAAGUGAAAAUGAAUUAAGUGAUUCUAUGUGCUGAUGUAAUAAAAAAAUAGCUCAACUAGAAAAAUG